Molecule: messenger RNA, 525 nt
Organism: Aspergillus versicolor CBS 583.65
Lineage: Eukaryota; Fungi; Ascomycota; Eurotiomycetes; Eurotiales; Aspergillaceae
Product: signal recognition particle 14 kDa protein
Exons: 2
Coding region: 46-441 (131 amino acids)
Biological process (GO): SRP-dependent cotranslational protein targeting to membrane
Cellular component (GO): signal recognition particle, endoplasmic reticulum targeting
Molecular function (GO): endoplasmic reticulum signal sequence receptor activity; 7S RNA binding
Source: RefSeq, a predicted model, not a curated record
GGAAACAAUUGCGUCUCGAUAAGCAAAGAUAAUUCUCCAGAAAAAAUGCCGGCGCCUCUUGGACAUGAAGAGUUCUUCAACUCCCUCACAACUCUCCUCACAAAUACCUCCCAAAAGACUAAGGGCUCGGUUUACCUAACCCAGAAACCGCUGUUGAACUCUUCAUCCUCAGACACCGACAAACUAAACCAACCGUCAAUCCUGAUCCGCGCGUCAGACGGGAACACAAACUCCAAAAAUCCAAAGACGCACCCUGAGGUCAAAGACAAGAAGAAAAGCAAAUCGAAGCUCUCGACAGUUGUUCAACAAAGCGAGCUCGAGACGUUCUAUGCGCGAUAUGCGGAGGUCUGUAAAGCAGGGAUGACAGGGCUUAAAAAGCGAGAUCGGAAGUUGAAGAAGGCAAAAGCCAAGGGUGGUGCAGGGAAGGUUGUGAAGGGUUGAUUUUGUUUUUUUUACGAGAGGGAAUCUGUCAGAACUGCAUUCAUGGCGUUUGGGACUGUUUCUUUUCCUUUUUUUUUUUUUUUU